UUGCUGGGACUGUGUGGUGUAGUAGGGUCCAAAGUGUCGGUAGUUAGUGAAGUUUUUUCGUGCAGUGUUUUUACAGAAUCUCACAUAUUUCGUCAACAAUUCACAUCAUGCCAAAAUCAGCAAAACUGAAAUCAUUAAAGAUUAGCAUCCGCUUUGGAAAUCAAGACAAAAAUUUCCUAUUGGAUGGUGAAGAAGUUUGCAACAACAUCAACGGGGUGAAGCAGUUUUGCUUUUACCGGUUCCCGCUUUUGGUACAUGAUAAAAAUCUAAGGAUGUUCUGGAUCGAUCAACACAACGAUGAGAUAUGCUUGAUAACUGACAGCGAUUAUUCUGCCUUCGUGCGCGCGGCGGACAACACAAUAGGUCAUCUAUUCGUCGAAGGAAAGGCGCCUGAUAAUGAAGAUCUUCCACAGCACACGACUGUUAGCUGUGAUGUUUGCGAUCAAAUGGUUGUAGGUCACCGGUACAAAUGCCUUAUUUGCCCCGAUUAUGACCUGUGCAUGACGUGCGAGGCGCAGUACCGCCAUAAGGACCACGUUAUGUUACGCAUCCCUCGUCCAAUAGAUAUGCUGAAGAAGUACCUUCCCCAGCUAACAGAUGGGAUACCCUGGCAGAGGAAGUAAUGGGUUCGACCACGAAAGUAACACUGAACCGUGCUAUCGGUAUCUUCUGUCGCUUUCUCACCCACGCAGGUUGUACCCCCAUUCCCCGAGAGCGUUGAUCAUGUAGAACACUUGUGAGCGAAGUCCAUAUAAAUAAAACGACUUUAACU
Molecule: messenger RNA, 772 nt
Organism: Anopheles coustani
Lineage: Eukaryota; Metazoa; Arthropoda; Insecta; Diptera; Culicidae
Product: protein ref(2)P-like
Exons: 2
Coding region: 108-623 (171 amino acids)
Biological process (GO): endosome organization; aggrephagy; mitophagy
Cellular component (GO): amphisome; aggresome
Molecular function (GO): zinc ion binding; K63-linked polyubiquitin modification-dependent protein binding; protein kinase C binding
Source: RefSeq, a predicted model, not a curated record